Messenger RNA from Tarenaya hassleriana, 2319 nucleotides. RefSeq lists its product as uncharacterized. The transcript has 3 exons. The record is from RefSeq and is a predicted model, not a curated record. Bases 1 to 2319 code for a protein of 772 amino acids. Gene Ontology annotation, molecular function: nucleic acid binding. NCBI's taxonomy places the organism in Eukaryota, Viridiplantae, Streptophyta, Magnoliopsida, Brassicales, Cleomaceae. Gene Ontology annotation, biological process: DNA integration.
AUGACGAGUAUCACCAAGCUCUCUUCCUCCAACUACAUCACUUGGAGUAUCCAAGUUCGUGCCUUACUUGAAGGUUACCGUCUUGAAGGUUUCAUCAUUGAUGAUGGCUUUCCUGCUGUCAUGCUUUCCUCUAACGGUACUACCUGUGCUAACCCAGCUUUUGCUCCAUUUAGACAGCAAGAUCGGCUUCUCUUUAGUGCUCUGCUUGGUGCAAUCUCUGUCCCAUUACAACUGCUCGUGGCUCGAUUUGUUUCGGUUCGUGAGGCAUGGAAAAUCCUUGCAAAUACGUAUGGUAAGGCCUCUCGUGGGCAUCUUCUACAGUUACGGGAUUGUACCAAGGGUACGCAGUCCGUCGAUGAGUAUCUCCGCUUCAUCACAGCCAAGUCGGACGAACUCUCUCUUCUCGGGAAACCUCUUGACCAUGAGGAUAUUCUUGAUGCUGUUCUUGAGGGAUUACCGGAAGAUUAUAAGCCCAUUCUGGAUAUGGUGCAAGCCAAGGAUGUCACCAUUUCUCUAGAGGAGCUCCAUGAGAAACUUCUCAACCAUGAGGCCAAGCUUGCUGUUGCAUCUCCUCUCUCCUCGCCGUCAUUGCCUGUGAUGGCAAAUCCUGUCGCUGCCCGCUCUCGUCAUCCCUCUCGGGGUCAUACCAAUCAUCGAGGUCGACCCUGGGAUCGUUCUUCGUCUGGCUCCUCUCGUGGUUAUCAAGGAAAGUGCCAAGCUUUUGGAAUCUUCGGGCACAGUGCACAGCGCUGUCCAGAGUUUCGUCUUGUCACUGGGUCUCCUUCUGAUAUGUCGGGCUCGGUCUCUCCUCGUCCUUGGCAGCCGAGAGCUCACAUGGUUGUUGCACCGUCUUUUGAUCCGAAUCCGUGGUUGGUUGAUAGUGGUGCCUCACACCAUAUUACUUCGGAGCUUGACAACCUAGCUAUUCAUAGCCCUUACCAUGGCAAUGACGAUGUGGUUCUUGGUGAUGGUUCGGGUCUCUCCAUCACUCACAAGGGUUUUACAUCUCUUCCCUCUCGCACUCGCCCUUUAUCUCUUGAUAAUGUGAAGGAUCUAAACACGGGGGUGCUCCUUCUCCAAGGACAAUCUAAGGACGGCGUCUAUGAGUGGCCGGCGAAUCCUAUACCUUUGUCGUCUCCUCUUGCCUUUAACCUUGUCCGUUUGGCAUUUACGUUUAGGUCAUCCGGCUUUGCCGAUUCUUCGUCGUAUUUUAUUUCCGUGGAUGGUUUCAAAUACUAUGUGAUUUUUGUUGAUCAUUUCACGCGUUACUCUUGGCUUUACCCUCUCAAACGGAAAUCUGAUGUUCACGACACCUUUAUUCGCUUCAAAGCUCUUGUUGAGAACAAGUUCUCCUCCAAAAUUUCUAUGUUUUACUCGGACAAUGGUGGUGAGUUUUUAGCUCUAUCCUCCUUUUUAGCAUCCCAUGGUAUUUCUCAUCAUACUACUACACCGCCACAUACUCCGGAGCACAAUGGAAUAUCCGAGAGAAAACAUCGACAUAUUGUCGAGACCGGUCUCUCCCUUCUCCACCGAGCCUCCAUUCCAUUGUGUUAUUGGUCCUAUGCCCUAACCACAGCCACAUACCUCAUUAACCGCUUACCAUCCUCGGUUCUAGGUAUGUCAUCGCCAUUUGAAAUUCUUUUUCACUCGUCUCCAAACUACUCAAAGUUACGAGUAUUCGGUUGUCUUUGUUAUCCUUGGUUGAGACCGUAUGCACCUCAUAAACUUGCUCCUAAGUCGACUCCGUGUGUUUUUCUUGGUUACUCCCUCUCUCAAAGUGCCUAUUUUUGUCUUGACCUCUCUUCUUCUCGGUUAUUCGUCUCUCGUCAUGUCGUUUUCCACGAGUCUAGCUUUCCAUUUGCUAAUCGUGGUCUUUUGUCUGCCUCCUCUUCUUCCUCCGAGUCGUUUGAACCCUUCCGUCCUUCUUUUAUGCCAUCCGCUUCACGUGUUACUCCCUAUUCACCGCCGGUCUCCACUGCCUCUUUUGGUGAGCCUCCGUGUCAUGCUCCUUCGCCCUUGGAAGCUGAGGAUGUUUCUCUGUUGCCGAUGGCUGAUACCGAAUGUGAUCGUUUGCCUAAUUCCUUGCCGACUGUCGAGGAAGAGCCAGCUGCCUUGGUUCCGUCUCCGACACGCAAUCGACAUCCUAUGACUACGAGGGGUAAGAACAACAUUGUGAAACCGGUUCAGAAGUUGACCUUAGCUGCCUCUAUUGUGAACUCUCUCAGGGAACCGACCUGUGUAUCUCAAGCUCUGAAGGAUCCUCGUUGGAGACAGGCUAUGUGUGAUGAAUUUGAUGCCUUGGUUCGUAAUGGCACUUGA